This is a messenger RNA of Zingiber officinale, 1425 nucleotides long. Its product is annotated as probable pectinesterase 68. Gene Ontology annotation, molecular function: pectinesterase activity. The transcript is spliced from 5 exons. Gene Ontology annotation, biological process: cell wall modification. The coding region runs from base 169 to 1254 and encodes 361 amino acids. NCBI's taxonomy places the organism in Eukaryota, Viridiplantae, Streptophyta, Magnoliopsida, Zingiberales, Zingiberaceae. The record is from RefSeq and is a predicted model, not a curated record.
UGUUGUUGUCUCUGCUCGUUGAGUCGUCUUAUUCCAACUCACAACCGUUGAACCGAUACUGACACUUACGUACAGUGUACAUAUAAGAUUCAGAGGCCUUACAGUAUUCCUUGUUUUUAUAGACUUCCUUCCUCCUCCUCCUCCUCUCUUCUUCUUUCUUCACCAUUGAUGGUCAUGGAAGCUCUCCGUCCGGUACUCUUCCUAUGUUCGAUCAGCUUGACGAUGCUUGGCAUGGUUCAGGGGAGUACUUAUAAUGGUGGUCGAGUUGGUUACGAUGGGUGCGAGGCCAAUGCGACGAGGCCGCACGGGCACAAGGACUGGUUCAAGCCGAGGAGCCAGCAGACUAUCGUGGUGGAUGCCAACGGCUCCGGAGACUUCCUGUCGGUGCAGGACGCGGUGGACUCUGUCCCGGAGAACAACAUCAAGCGGGUCAUAAUCCACAUCCACGCCGGCUGCUACAUAGAGAAGGUGACGGUGCCGGCGACGAAGCCGUACAUCACGUUCCUCGGCGCCGGCCGCGACGCGACGGUGAUCGAAUGGCACGACCGCGCCAGCGACCGCGGCCCCAACGGCCAACAGCUUCGGACAUAUAACACCGCCUCCGUGACGGUUUUUGCUAAUUAUUUCCGAGCCAGAAACAUCAGCUUCAAGAAUACAGCGCCGGCGCCGCAGCCCGGCAUGGAAGGAUGGCAAGCGGCGGCGUUCCGGAUCUCCGGCGACAAAGCGUACUUCUUCGGGUGCGGCUUCUACGGUGCGCAGGACACGCUGUGCGACGACGCCGGCCGGCACUACUUCAAGGACUGUUACAUCGAGGGCUCCAUCGACUUCAUCUUCGGCAACGGCCGGUCUAUGUACAAGGGUUGUCAGAUCCACUCGAUCGCGAACCGGUUCGGGUCGAUCGCGGCGCACGGCCGGAGCAGCCCGUGCGAGCGGACCGGGUUCGCGUUCGUCAAGUGCAGGGUGACGGGCACGGGGAUGCUGUACGUGGGGCGGGCGAUGGGGCAGUACUCGCGCAUCGUCUACGCCUACACCUACUUCGACGACGUGGUGGCGGCCGGCGGCUGGGACGACUGGGACGACAACAGCAACAAGAACAAGACGGCGUUCUUCGGGGUGUACAGAUGCUACGGCCCGGGUUCGGCGGCGGUUCGAGGGGUUUCCUGGGCGAGAGACCUGGAUUACGAGAUGGCUCGGCCGUUCAUCAAGAAGAGCUUUGUUAACGGGAGGCACUGGCUUGGGCCUUCAGAUCCCUGAGAGAUUAAUGUUUGUUAGUAUCUAUGUAUACUUAAUUUGAGACUUACUAAAGGUAGAGUUAGCUAGGGAUUGAUGGUGUGCAUCGUAGUGAUCAAUUGUUUAUUUUUUUUAAAAAAAACGCAUAUUGAUAGAAUAAGUUUUGGAACUAAUUAAUUCUUAAUCUUUUGAUAA